AUGCAGGCGCGCUACUCCGUGCCCGACCCCAGCGCGCUGGGCGUGGUGCCCUACCUGGGCGAGCAGGGCUACUACCGCGCGGCGGGCGGCUACGGCGGCGUGGGCGGCCCGGUGGGCGCGUACCCCGAUGGGUACGGCGCGGGCCGCCCCUACGCGCCCUUCCACGCGCACCCGCCCGCCGCGCCCAAGGACCUGGUGAAGCCGCCCUACAGCUACAUCGCGCUCAUCACCAUGGCCAUCCAGAGCGCGCCCGACAAGAAGGUCACGCUGAACGGCAUCUACCAGUUCAUCAUGGAGCGCUUCCCCUUCUACCGCGACAACAAGCAGGGCUGGCAGAACAGCAUCCGCCACAACCUGUCGCUCAACGAGUGCUUCGUCAAGGUGCCGCGCGACGACAAGAAGCCCGGCAAGGGCAGCUUCUGGACGCUCGACCCGGACUCCUACAACAUGUUCGAGAACGGCAGCUUCCUGCGGCGCCGGCGCCGCUUCAAGAAGAAGGACGUGCCCCGGGAGAAGCCGGAGCGCGCGCGCGCGCGGGAGCCGCCGGCCGACGCGCCCCCGGAGGCCGGCGAGCCGGCGGCGGUCAAGAGCGAGGCGGCGUCGCCCGCGCCGCCCGUCGCCGCCCAGGCCGAGGCGCUGAGCCCCGACGGCGCGCGCAGCGCCGCGUCCACGCCCGCCGCCUCGCCCGCCGAGCGGCCGCCGGCCUUCGGCGCGGACCACCUGGUGCCGGCGCGCGCGUCGCCGCUGGCGCUGCCCUACGCCGCCGCGCCGCCCGCCUACGGGCCGCCGUGCGCGCAGGGCCCCGAGCCCGCCGCCUACCAGUGCAGCGUGCGCGCGCUCAGCCUCUACGCGGGCGCCGAGCGGCCCGCGCACAUGUGCCUGGCGCCCGCCGCGCUCGACGACGCGCCCGCGGACCCCGCCGGCGGCCCCGCGUCGCCGCUGAGCGCGCUGGGCCUCGCGGCGGGCCAGGACGCCGCGCCCCACGGCCGCCGCGCCGCGCCCGCGCCGCCGCCGCCGCCCGCGCCCGGCCCGCCGCCGCCCGCGCCCGCGGCCUCCUGGUACCUCGAGCCCGGGCCCGAGCUGGCCGCGCUGCCCGGCCACGCGUUCGGCGCGCAGCGGCAGACGUUCCCCGGCGUGCGGGAGAUGUUCGGCGCCCACCGGCUCGGCGUGGACGCCCCGAGCCUGGCGGAGCCCGCGGGCGGCGCCGGGUGCCAGCUGCCUUACCGCGCCGCGCCCGCGCUCUACCGCCCCGCCGCGCCCUACUCCUACGACGGCCCCAAGUACUGA
This is a messenger RNA of Sorex fumeus (smoky shrew), 1287 nucleotides long. RefSeq names its product forkhead box C2 (gene FOXC2). The transcript has a single exon. The record is from RefSeq and is a predicted model, not a curated record. Gene Ontology annotation, molecular function: DNA-binding transcription factor activity, RNA polymerase II-specific; RNA polymerase II cis-regulatory region sequence-specific DNA binding. Bases 1 to 1287 code for a protein of 428 amino acids. NCBI's taxonomy places the organism in Eukaryota, Metazoa, Chordata, Mammalia, Eulipotyphla, Soricidae. Gene Ontology annotation, biological process: anatomical structure morphogenesis; cell differentiation; regulation of transcription by RNA polymerase II.